GCGUUCACUGCGAUCCAGACUGUUACAGAACGGAGGGGUCGACAGCACCAGGUCGCAGUUAAGUCAUGAACUUCUUCACGUCUAUCUGUUAAGAGCUCACAGCUGGGACGGGCCCUCCCGGGUCUUUCUGCGGGGUUGUGCAUGGACCUGGUAGCCCUUCAACCAUGCCUGUGACAUCUCAGCUGCUCAGGGGUUUCCCCCGUGCGACGGCCUUGGCCUCCAGCCUGUUACCAUGCCAACAACACCAGGCCCAGUCAGGACCCGUCGCUCACCGACCCCCUUCAGGGCGGCCGUCCCGUAUGUGGCACGGCCACCAGCACUCCCGAAGUUACCAGACGACCUCAGUGCUCGGCAGCUACAUCCUUUCCCCCCCGCAGGUCAACUCUAUUCUGAAGGCCAACGAGUACAGCUUCAAGGUGCCUGAGUUUGAUGGGAAGAAUGUGUCGUCGGUGAUGGGUUUUGAGAGUAAUCAGCUGCCGGCCAACGCUCCCAUAGAAGACCGCCGCAGUGCGGCCACGUGUCUGCAGACGCGAGGGAUGCUGCUGGGUGUGUUUGAUGGCCAUGCUGGCUGCGCCUGUGCACAGGCGCUGAGUGAGAGGUUGUUUUACUACAUUGCCGUGUCCAUGCUGCCGCACAACACAUUGUGUGAGCUGGAGGCGGCGGUGGAGGCCGGCCGGGCGCUCAGCCCCAUCCUGCAGUGGCACAAACACCCCAACGACUACUUCAGCAAGGAGGCUCAGACUCUCUACUUCAACAGCCUCCGGACCUACUGGCAGGAGUUGAUAGAUCUCACCAGCCCGGGGGAUAUUCCAGAAACCCGCGAGGCGCUGCUGAAUGCCUUCAAGAGGCUGGACAGUGACAUUUCUCUAGAGGCUCAGGUUGGAGACCAAAAUGCUUACCUGCAUUACUGGGUUCUGAGAGUUGCCUUUUCUGGAGCGACGGCCUGCGUGGCUCACAUCGAUGGAUCAGACCUGUAUAUAGCAAACUCCGGGGACGCCCGGGCGGUGCUGGGGGUGCAGGCGGAGGAUGGUUCGUUCAGCGCUCACACACUCUCUAAUGACCACAGCGCCCAAAACGAGGAAGAGGUGGCUCGGAUACGAGGUGAACACCCUCCAUCAGAGAGGAAGACCGUGAUCCGACAGGACCGUUUGCUCGGCCUCCUCAUGCCGCUACGUGCAUUUGGGGAUGUGAAGUUCAAGUGGAGUAUUGAACUGCAGAAGGGCGUGUUGGAAUCCGGACCUGAUCAGCUCCAUGAAAACGAGCACACCAAGUUCAUCCCUCCAAACUACCACACCCCCCCCUACCUGACCGCCGAGCCGGAGAUCACGUACCACAAACUGCGGCCACAGGAUCGCUUCCUGGUCAUCGGCUCUGAUGGCCUCUGGGAGACCCUCCACAGACAGGAAGUGGUUCGUAUUGUCGGGGAGUAUUUGACAGGGGUGCACCUGCGUCAGCCCCUCAAAGUCGGCGGAUACAAAGUCACCCUGGGACAGAUGCAGGGGCUGCUCGACGAGAGGAAGGCUCGCAUGUCUUCGGCUUUCGAGGAUCAGAACUCGGCGACUCACCUGAUCCGUCACGCGGUGGGAAACAACGAAUUCGGCACGGUUGACCACGAGAGGCUGUCAAAAAUGCUGUCGUUGCCCGAGGAGCUGGCUCGCAUGUACCGCGACGACAUCACCAUCAUCAUCUCUCAGUUCAACCCUCACGUGAUUGGAGGACAGAGGCCAGAAGAGCAGAGCUGAGUUGUAUUAAAGGGCGCGCACUUGUGUAACUGUGUACAUUUACACAUGGGUACACUCUGUGGACAAAAAGGUCAUACUAAGAAAACAUCUGUCCAGCAGCUGGAAGAAUUGUUUUAACUUUAAUUAUAUAAGGAAUUUGUUUGUAUGCAGUGCUAGAGGAGACCCGGCUUCCUCAUGAAGGUAAAGUUAUCUUCCCUGGAUUGAAGUGUCAUAUUUACAUACAUAUAUAUACACAACAUGCUAUUUGUGAAGCUCAAAUCCUCUGGCUUCAUAGCCAUUUAUCUACGUUGCUAAAAAUACAUUGUUACAGAAAAGUGUCAACUUCCUUGUUUGCUGAAAGACGAUGCAGGGGUGAGACUCUCCGAGGUAGUUGAGGACGUCCUGACUUGACCUGCUUCUCUUGCCAUUUGAUCUCCUUCUCUUCUCUCGGGGGUUAUUUGCCUCCCGGGCACAAUUUAUCUUACUUUCAGAAUCUGUUACAACUUGGGACUGUUUCAUCUGUAUGUUUUUAUUCAUUGUAUGUCAGAGUAUGAUAUAGUCAUACUGUCCAAAUGUAAACCUUUAUACUUAAGUCUGUGGGUAUUUAGAUGAGGAUGAUGAUGAUUACACACUGGCUUUCACGUAAAACAGUGACUGUCAAGUUAACUACUGACUUUAAGCUCAUAUGUGUGUACAUCCAAAUUGGGUUAACAAUUUAGUCCCCUAAAUUAGACUCGAGAGAUAACACUGAUAAUGCAGUGCUUACCACGCUGCGUUGCACACUCUAAUGAACCCAGAGAUCGGUUUCAGGGGUUCCAAGAUGAUCAAAAACUGAUCUAUUUUAAAUCAAAACUGGAUACCUUUAAAUUCCCUUGAGUAUUUCACAAGCCAAAAGUUUGGAAACCACCAAGCCAGAGUUUGUUUUCAUUUCUAAUCUUAUAUGGUGGAGCAAAAUGUACGGAGUCAUGCAGUGUGCACCACUGCUUGUAGGGGUUAGAAGUAACAAUUAUGUGUAUUAUACUCAAGUCAGUGAGUAGUCAUGCUAGUGAGUAGUUUAUGUUUGACAGGUCCUUUAGAAAGUUGAGUUGGGUUCGUAUUAAUCAUUUUGACAAAAAAAACGAGUGAGCAGAAUGUACAUUUCGUGAAACACUAAGUGGUAAACAUUUAUUCAGCUCUUUAUGUUACAUGGCUUUUCUAAAGUCGUAUGUAUAAAUUAUGCGUUAUAAGUUAUGCGGGUUACAUUUUGUAUGUGGAACGGUUUAAUAAAACACUGAAUACGC
Messenger RNA from Pungitius pungitius (ninespine stickleback), 3001 nucleotides. It is a transcript of the gene pdp1, whose product is annotated as pyruvate dehydrogenase phosphatase catalytic subunit 1. The record is from RefSeq and is a predicted model, not a curated record. The coding region runs from base 165 to 1742 and encodes 525 amino acids. Gene Ontology annotation, molecular function: cation binding; [pyruvate dehydrogenase (acetyl-transferring)]-phosphatase activity. Gene Ontology annotation, cellular component: mitochondrion. The transcript is spliced from 10 exons. Gene Ontology annotation, biological process: protein dephosphorylation. Lineage: Eukaryota; Metazoa; Chordata; Actinopteri; Perciformes; Gasterosteidae.